Messenger RNA from Lodderomyces theae, 2394 nucleotides. RefSeq names its product Mrr2p (gene MRR2). Bases 1 to 2394 code for a protein of 797 amino acids. Gene Ontology annotation, molecular function: RNA polymerase II cis-regulatory region sequence-specific DNA binding; DNA-binding transcription activator activity, RNA polymerase II-specific; zinc ion binding. The transcript has a single exon. Gene Ontology annotation, biological process: DNA-templated transcription; regulation of transcription by RNA polymerase II. The record is from RefSeq and is a predicted model, not a curated record. Gene Ontology annotation, cellular component: nucleus. Lineage: Eukaryota; Fungi; Ascomycota; Pichiomycetes; Serinales; Debaryomycetaceae.
AUGGAAACAAAGGAUGCUUCGAGAUCCAAAUUUAAAGAAGGUGGCGAAUCUGCAGGGACUACAGGAGCAUCUGCCUUCAACUCAAAUUCUUUGCCAACUGUACCGAAUGGAGAUCCAAUGUCCGGGUAUGCACCAAGUAACAACUCCGUAAACAGCACAGACAAUGCGCAAGUGGAGACGCACAAGAGCAACGCUGAUGCAAAUGAAACACUUAACCUCAAGCGGAGAGUACAAGAAUUGGAGAAGCAGUUGAGAGCCGAGCAGUUAUCCAAAUGGAACAGAACAAAUUCAAUCACAGCUCCAACCUUGCAAAGGACGGGUACACUAUUGCCUGGUCAUAUCAACUUCAACUACAGCUUCACGGAUGAUGAGCCUUUACCUUUGUCAAAUAGACCCUUCCCAUUCAUGCUUUCAAUGAGGCGCGAGGGCGGUUCAAAAUUGUUGUACAACCUUUUGGCAAGAGAUGGCAAGAGAGACGGGCACUUGUUCACGUCGUCCCUCAUGCUUUCCGAGCUUGAUCCGUCAAGACUGAACAUGCUCAAAGAAAAGGCUCGAAUAUCGUUAGGCGAUUUUUACAUUCCGUGCCCCGGUGACCUGACUUUAAACACAGAAGAGUUGAAACGGAAGAUCGCCUUGAACCACUUUGGAUUGACGUUUGUUACUCCUCAAGUUGACUUGAGAGACCCUAUAGCUGGUUACUUUAGCUUGAUACCACCGGCAUGGGUGUGUAAAAAAUUACUCGACAUUUUUUUCAAAGAGCUCUAUGUAUUGAUUCCAAUUAUCGACGAGCAAGACUUUAGAGCAGCAUUGAGUAGAAUUUUGGGACCACAGCUCGAAGAAAAUUACAUCAACACCUUUCCCAAUGUGGACUCCGCUGAUGAUUUAGCCAUUUUGGUCAUGCACUUGAUUAUAUUAAGAAUCCUGUACCUUUCGUUAUUGGACUUGCAUGGCAAUAGUCGAUCAUUAUUGGUUCGAUACCCUGUUACAUUUGAUGCAUUCAGAGCGGCAGAUACUAUCAUGAAAGAGUUUGAUUUUUCCUGUCUGCAAAGCUUGACUGUACUACAAGCUGGAAUCAUAAUUAGAACUUAUGCAAUAGUUGCUCCAGAGGCACAACUCACUGGAAGAGUUGCACAGGUCAAACAAGGAACUAUUACCGAACUUUGCUACGCCCUUUCGUUGAACCGCGAUCCUUCGUGUUUCCCGGAGCAGUCUCCAAAAAUGCAAAACUUACGCCGCAAGAUAUGGCACUAUGUUGCCCGUAUGGACAUUAGCUCUUCAGUAAUCUAUGGAACUGUUUUGUCAACGGAUGCACACACGUAUGACUGCCAAUUGCCUCGGUUUCUGGUUGAGUCAGCAAACUGCUAUGAUCUUAAUAUUGAACAGCAGAUUAUUGAGUCGUUUCGUAGAUCAUAUGAUGUAUUUCAGAUCGGCAGAAAAUUGGCAGAAUAUCAUUUGCUUGCUAGUGAGACUUUUCCAAUUGAACAAGUGAUUAAGGUGCUAGAUAAUUUAGAGACAAGUCUCACCGACACAUGUGGGAACGUGAAACCGUUGUUAAGUAAACAAGUUGAAAACAUUCUGAGUGUAACAACAAUGCUUGUUUAUGUGCAAAUGAAACUUUUCAUGGCUUACACAUAUUAUUGUAUACACCUUUACUAUGAAAGUCAACUGAAUCAACACUUGCUGUCAAAGUACUUUCUCAAAACCACGAGCAUCUUGCUACAAGACUUGGGUGAUUUGAACAUGUUUGUUUUCCAACCCAAUUCGUCAUUGAAUUUACAAACUACAGGGAGAUUAACGGAGUUUUACUUACAUCUUAGUUUGAUGAUAUUUACAGGUAUUCGUUUAAGGCUAAAGUGCUACAUGCGCAUUAAGUUUCCAGCAAGGGAGACUACCGAGAGAGACCUCGAGCAUGAAAUACUUUAUCAGUUGGAGGAGAAUUUAAAAUUGUACACGCACGAGCAAGCAAUUAAACUUGGGUAUUUGGCGAGCAAGUUCAGGUAUUCAUUGAUGUUGAGAGGAAUACAUAUGAUCACCAUCAAAUUAUGUGAUCAAUUCCAGUAUUUGUGCGAUGCCAACACUGGGCAAGCCAUCAAAGACGCCGCCAUCAAGUUACCCCUCGAUGUUUUGCAAAAAUUUGGUCAAAAACUUGAUAUUUACAAAUUGCCCAAAACUAAUGAGUUAUUUGACUUCAGUGAUGAAGGUUUGAUUGCGGAAAUGAACAGACAAAACUUUUGGGAUCAAUUCAAUGUGAUUGAAAACGAGGAGACUGUAACCAGUGCGUGGAUUGAAAAGACAAAGAAAUUCAACAGGUUUGCAGACGAGAUGAGGCUCGGAUUCAAUUACAACCUUGGAUUUGAUUUGCCUACCCAUGAACUAAACCUUUUUUCAAGUUGA